Saprolegnia parasitica CBS 223.65 is the source of this 1200-nucleotide messenger RNA. RefSeq lists its product as hypothetical. The transcript is spliced from 6 exons. Lineage: Eukaryota; Oomycota; Saprolegniomycetes; Saprolegniales; Saprolegniaceae. The coding region runs from base 1 to 1200 and encodes 399 amino acids. The record is from RefSeq and is a predicted model, not a curated record.
AUGUCGGCCGACGAAGACAGCGCCACCGACGACUCGGUGCCGCUGAACUUUCUCCUCGGCGACCGCGUUCGCUUCUACAGAAAUGCGUCGGGUCCGAUCAAGGUGGUUGCGCAACCCCGGCCACGCACCCCGACCGACUUUACAGACAUGAGCAAGCGCGAGCGUGAAGUCCGAGCCAAGAUGGUGCUGGACCCCAUCAAUGGGAUGCGAACGUUCCUGACGGCCGUCAAGAUGGACGAGGCCCCGGCGCCGUCGACGUCACCAUCGCCACAACCCACUCGCUCGUUCCAAUCCCGAGCGGAGCGCAAGCAGCGUGAGAAGCAGCGGCUGCAGGUCCAGCGGCUGCAGACAUCCAUUUCCUGGAAAGGCGACAAGGACGAGACUCUUGCGCAGGAUCGCGGCUUGGAUACGUCCCAUGGGUACAUGCGCCCCAAAGCGUUUUUGCCCGUCGCGAUCUCGAGAGCACCGACACUGCACAGCGUCGACAAGCUCGCAGGUCGGCACUACUACAGCGGACGCCUCUUCCCACGCCAUGUACUAGUCAUCCAAAUCGAGGUCGAGAAGGCGCGGGCCAAGGUCGACUGGCGCUUGCACCACGCCCAGCGCGUACUGCAGGUCACGAAAGCCCAGCAAGAAUAUGCCCAACAAGUGCUUUCGCAAGCGGGCACGGCCCGCGAACGGGAAAAGAACCGCAAACACUUGAUGGAGGCCAAGCGCAAGGAGAUCGAGCGGCGAAAGCACGAGCAAGGGCUCGAGCUGGCCGCCGCCAAGCUCGAGAAGGAGCAGUGCCUCAACGACCUACACCGCGACGUGGACGAGCGCAACCGAGUGGCCAAGAUGCGCAAGGGCAACAUGGUGAGCAAGCUCAAGGACCGCGUUGAGUACUUUCAGCGCAAAGGCAUGAAUGGCCGCGUCUCGAACCAGUACAAGCUGCAAGACGACGUACUCGACGCCGGCGACGACGUACCGCUACCGCCCGCGGACGCGCCUACUCUGAGCUCGUUCAAGCCCAGUCGCCGACGGCCCCGGGACAAGUACACGAUCGACGUCACUGCCCGGCCCAAGCCUGUGUUUGGCGGCGGGUUCCACGUCGAGCCGGCCAAGUGCCAGUACAGCGAUGACGAGAACGACGCGAACGAGAGCGACUGGGAAGUAUCCAAGGCCGGCGAUAUACAGCAUACAGGCUCUGCGAACCAAUAG